Magnolia sinica is the source of this 620-nucleotide messenger RNA. RefSeq lists its product as uncharacterized. Gene Ontology annotation, biological process: iron-sulfur cluster assembly. Lineage: Eukaryota; Viridiplantae; Streptophyta; Magnoliopsida; Magnoliales; Magnoliaceae. The record is from RefSeq and is a predicted model, not a curated record. The coding region runs from base 57 to 494 and encodes 145 amino acids. The transcript has a single exon.
CAUGGCAUGGUUCUCUUGAUAAUUGGAUAUACUUCAUUUUUGGUAUAAUGCCCUAAAUGGCUAGGAAAAACGGAUGGACGGCGUGGAUGCAUAAUACAUAUAUCAAGGUAGGCCAUAGAGUCUUGGGUGAGGCCGGGUCUCACCGAAUCCGCUCUCCUGUCAGUUACACGAAUAAGGAGGAACUUGGAAUUACCAAUCGCCGGUCUCUUUCUCUCGCCUCCUCUUCAAUGGCGACUCCAGCGAGAGCAGAAAUCCUAUCGCUCUUCCGCUCUCUGCUGCGAACGGCUCGAUCCUUCUCCAACUACAACAUCAGGGAGUACGCCAGGCGCAGAACCGCCGACGGUUUCCGCCAAAACCGCAAUCUCUCCGGCCCUUCUUCAAUCUCUUCCGUUUUCUCAGACGGAAAGUCUCAGAUCGAGGUCGCAAAGAGGCAGGCAAUCGUCUAUUCUCUCUAUGCUCCCAAGGCGAAGAGCGUCAUGGAAAUCACAAGCUGAUGAGGUUCUGCCGUCAUCUGUUAUCGGUAUCGACUCUGGUUUGUAUUGGAUUAUCUUACUUGGAACCCUUUUGAUGGGAUUUUAGUUUGCCAUAUACUGGAAAAACUGAAAUUCUUUGGUUUUUGA